Bombyx mori (domestic silkworm) is the source of this 780-nucleotide messenger RNA. Its product is annotated as tetraspanin E118. Gene Ontology annotation, cellular component: plasma membrane. NCBI's taxonomy places the organism in Eukaryota, Metazoa, Arthropoda, Insecta, Lepidoptera, Bombycidae. The record is from RefSeq and is marked validated.
CACACGUCGAUUUACAAAUCUACUAUCAUCUCCACAUAAGUGCACAACUUAACAACAAAAUGGGUUGCGGUGAAUUUCUCGUGAAAUAUGUGCUUUUCUUUGCCAAUUUAGCAUUUGCGUUGGCAGGUCUCGCUCUGCUGGGCCUCGGAUUGGCGGUUCAUUUACAAUUCGCUGACAUAGAGACCGUUCUGUCAGAGACCAGCUUCAGGGUAGCGCCGGUGGCCUGUAUGAUUGUUGGAGGCAUCGCAUUCGUUAUUGCGUUCUUCGGAUGCUGCGGUGCCAUCAGGGAGAGCAACUGCAUGCUUGUCACCUACGCGAUCUUCAUGCUGGUGUUGAUGGCACUGAAACUGACCUUGGGCGUAAUGGUGUUUGUGAAUCUCGACGGAGUAGUUGCUGCUAUCCCGAACUGGAUGAACAAGACCUUCCAGCAAGACCAAGAUACGUUCCAUGUCAUCGAGCAUAGAUUCAGCUGCUGUGGUCCAACGGGUCCGGGCUCGUACCUAUCCUUGACCCUGCCCAUAACGUGCUGCUCGACGACCCCCUGUACGGUAAUCAACGCGUACGCCGGCUGCACCGAAGUCCUGCAGGCACUCUUCAAUAACUAUGGCGUUGCUAUCGGCUCUGUCGCCAUCGUGAUCGCCGCCAUUGAAUUGGUGGCCGUCAUCUUCGCUCUGUGCCUCGCGAACCACGCCCGCAACAAAGAGGAGGUCGCGCUAUUAAUCUUAGUUUAAGUUACCUAGUACUAAACCUAUAAUUAAUAUAGUACUGAUUCUAAUCUUU